Messenger RNA from Rotaria socialis, 432 nucleotides. NCBI's taxonomy places the organism in Eukaryota, Metazoa, Rotifera, Eurotatoria, Philodinida, Philodinidae. The record is from the annotation of a GenBank genome assembly.
AUGGAAAAAGAGGCUUCUGGAUAUACAGCACAUGAAAGUGAAGAUGAAGUUAUUUUACGAAUGGGUACCGAAUUUCGUGUAAAAAGUGAUCCAUUGGAUCAAUCAAAUGGUUCAUAUGUUGUACAUUUAAUUGAAACUGAUGAUAACAAUGAUCAACCAUUAGCACUGAAUAAUAGUAAUACAACUGUUAAUAUUCCUGCCAAUGCCACAUGGGCACAGAAUGGAACGGCUGUUGCUAGAGGCAAUGUAGGAGACAAUGCCACCAAUCAACUCAACUGGCCGCAAGGCUUCUUCGUCGAUGAAGAUCAAACAGUGGUUGUUGCUGAUACGGGGAAUCAUGGUAUCAUUCAAUGGAAGAACGAUGAUACGGCGAACGGACAAGUUGUUGCUGGUGCCACGGGCCAAGGAAAUGAAAAUCAACCAAUUGAAUGA